GCAGGACACGGCACCUACGUUGAGAUUAUGGAUGAAAAAGCUGUGCUGGAUGUGACAACGUCCACAGAUCGCUGUGUCGUGCACUUCUUCCACAAGGACUUUGCACGCUGCAGCAUCAUGCAUCGGCAUCUCGAGCAACUUGCCAGAAAACACAUCGAGACACGCUUCCUGAAGGUGGAUGUGGAGCAAGUCCCCUUUUUGGUGACACGCCUCGAGAUUCGCGUCUUGCCGUGUGUGAUUCCAUUUGUCAAGGGAAUUGGCAAGACGCGCAUCUUGGGCUUUGAGGGACUCGGUGGGGAUGCGUUCCGGACGGGGACGCUGGAGCUGGUGCUGCAGCGUGCAGGUGUGCUUCAGGGACUGCGCGGGGAUGCGGCAUUGGAGGAGGGCAAGCGGUCAAUCAUGGGUUAUGCAGAGCGGGAGGAGGAGUAUGACAGUGAC
Protomyces lactucae-debilis is the source of this 438-nucleotide messenger RNA. RefSeq names its product thioredoxin-like protein. NCBI's taxonomy places the organism in Eukaryota, Fungi, Ascomycota, Taphrinomycetes, Taphrinales, Protomycetaceae. The transcript has a single exon. Gene Ontology annotation, cellular component: cytoplasm. The record is from RefSeq and is a predicted model, not a curated record. The annotation marks the transcript as partial.